AUGGAACGGGUUAAGAGGUAUACUAAAGAAGAGAAGAUUGGGGAAGGAACGUAUGCUGUGAUUUACGGGGGCAAAGAGUAUUCAGUUAGUUUAGCUAAUGCCAAAGACCCAAUCGUGACAGAUAUGCCCCCUUUGAAUGCCGUGCAAGAACGAAAGAUUGCGAUAAAGAGAAUUAAGAUAGUCAAAGAUCGAUCGGGGAUAGAAAUGUCGGCACUAAGAGAGAUUAAACAUCUUAAAAGUUUAGUCUCAGACUAUAUUAUUGAAAUUCUAGAUGUUUUUGAACAAGAUAAGCAUAUUCAUAUUGUACUGCCUUAUAUGGAAAGUAACUUAGAAGUAAUUGUCCGUAGCAAAAAGCUGGUCUUUAUGCCCCAAGAUGUUAAGGCUUGGAUGCUUAUGAUUUGUCGUGGACUUUAUGAGUGCCAUUCACGGUACAUUCUUCAUCGGGAUAUUAAACCGAACAAUGUGCUAAUUAGUCGGACGGGCCAAGUUAAACUAGCGGACUUUGGUCUUGCGACUGAAUUUGGGUUUCCUGUUCGUUGUAUGACCAACCAAGUCAUUACCCGCUGGUAUAAAGCCCCUGAACUCCUUCUAGGUAGUACUAACUACUCUUUUGGAAUUGAUAUCUGGGCAUUAGGCUGUCUCUUUGCUGAGCUUCUUUUGCGCACGCCGUAUCUGCCUGGUGAUGAUGAUGUUCACCAAUUAGACCUGACCUUUCGCGCCCUAGGCACACCCUCCGAAGAAACUUGGCCUGAAAUCAAAGAUCUAGCCGGAUAUCGCUUAAACUUCCCCAAGUAUCCCCCCAAUAAUCUUUCUGAACUCUUUGGUGCUGCGGGUCCCGAUGCUGUUGAUCUUCUUACUAAGAUGCUUGUCUAUAAUCCUGCCAAACGCAUUUCUAUUGAAGACAUUCUCGCCCAUAACUAUUUCAAAAACGCACCCACUCCCACUAAGCCCGGCCAGCUACCUUUUGAUGUCCCACCUGGUCAGCAAAAGAACUAA
Molecule: messenger RNA, 996 nt
Organism: Nematocida homosporus
Lineage: Eukaryota; Fungi; Microsporidia
Product: cyclin-dependent kinase 7
Exons: 1
Coding region: 1-996 (331 amino acids)
Biological process (GO): positive regulation of transcription by RNA polymerase II; protein phosphorylation
Cellular component (GO): nucleus; cytoplasm; transcription factor TFIIK complex
Molecular function (GO): RNA polymerase II CTD heptapeptide repeat kinase activity; ATP binding; cyclin-dependent protein serine/threonine kinase activity
Source: RefSeq, a predicted model, not a curated record